AUGGAGAAGGUUCUUGAGUCCGGCAGCUAUGGGAGCAUCACAUUGCGGCCCGGUGACGAUUGCGUUUACCACAUCUCACCACAUGGCGACAUCUCAAACAUGGUGAUCUACACGGGGGAUCUGGGGACCAGCCAAGAUGCCAGGGUGUGGUACUGCCCCAGCCCCGACUGCGGCGCCUCCGGCAGCCACAACCUGACGGCGGGGGUGAGCACCCCCCUGCUCGUGUCCAACUACCCAGAUGGAAUCUGGAUCCACGUCUCGGUCCCCUCCACCGGUGGCUCCUCCACCGCCACCCUGGAGCUCAGCGCCAUCGCCGCCAGCUGCAGCGCCCCGCACCAAACCCCGCUCCUGCUGUACCGCACGGUCGAUGGCAGGACCUCGGAGCCCUGGCCCAGCUACAGCCUGUGCGUGACCAAGCCCAACAAUAACCCGGACUUCGGAAUUGCGUUCUCAUGGGAGUGGUCGUUCGGAAGCCUGCCGUACAGCUUCGGACGCGGGUUCCAUGCGCUCCUGCCGCCGUUUGACCUGACGCUGCCGCACGGUGUGUACGACAUCCAACUCAUGAGGGCCUACUCGCCGGACGCGGAGGCCCGGAUGGGCGUCAGCUUCGUCCUGCUUUCCAGCAGCGGCGUUGAGCUGGUGCGCUUCAACGAGUCCGUCUCGGGCUACUUCGUCCCCGCCGUCAACAACAUCACCCGGGGUUCCAUGGAGUUCUACUUGCCGGCCGGCAUCGCCGACCAGAGUGCCGCCGUGGCAACGGGCUUCACCGCACCGCGCCAACCCGUAACGCUACCACCCCUACCAACACCUCCCACAUACGUCCACGGCAUGCCACCACCACCGUCGCCCUCCUCGUCCCCCCCCACCAGCUACGGCUAUCCCUCCGACAGGAGCUCCCCAACGCCCAGCCCAGCGGGCCCCCCACCACUGGGUCAAGGAGCCACUGCACCACCCAGCCCCCGUAGCACCCCUCCUAGCGGCUUCUCCAGCUCCCAGCUGCACAGCCCUCCUCCCAGCAGCGGCACACCCCGGUCGCCCAACCGUACGGCACCUCUGGAUGUUUCCACCUUGAGUGGGUCGGGCUCGCGAGCCGGCGGUCGGGCCUGCAUGGCUGUGAGUGCAGCCUUGGGGAUAGCGGUCGCGAUGUUGGCAAACAUCAUCAUGUCCCCAAACUUCGGCGGCUAG
Volvox carteri f. nagariensis is the source of this 1185-nucleotide messenger RNA. RefSeq lists its product as uncharacterized. The coding region runs from base 1 to 1185 and encodes 394 amino acids. The transcript has 5 exons. The record is from RefSeq and is a predicted model, not a curated record. NCBI's taxonomy places the organism in Eukaryota, Viridiplantae, Chlorophyta, Chlorophyceae, Chlamydomonadales, Volvocaceae.